Messenger RNA from Serinus canaria (Common canary), 2251 nucleotides. RefSeq names its product high mobility group 20B (gene HMG20B). The transcript is spliced from 10 exons. The record is from RefSeq and is a predicted model, not a curated record. Lineage: Eukaryota; Metazoa; Chordata; Aves; Passeriformes; Fringillidae. Gene Ontology annotation, biological process: regulation of gene expression. Gene Ontology annotation, cellular component: nucleus. Bases 166 to 1113 code for a protein of 315 amino acids.
AUCCCCCUUCCGCCGCUUCCCUCGACGUCAUCACAUCCAGCCAACACGCGUCUGGGUCCGCUCAGCGAGUCGGCGCCGAGCGGCCAAUCGGGGGCGGUGCGGCGGGAGCCUCGUUUGCAUAAUAAUAGAGGGGCGUGGUCAGGGUGCUGACCGAGACCCCUGCCCAUGGCCCACAGCACCAAGCCUGCUGCCCUGCUGCAUGCCCCAGGCAAGGCUCAUCAUGGGAACUUCGUGGUGGCCAUCAAACAGGAGAAGGGAGAGUCAGCGCGGGUGGGCAGCGAGAAGCCGGAGGAGGAGCCGGUGAAGAAGAGGGGCUGGCCCAAGGGCAAGAAGAGGAAGAAGAUCCUUCCCAACGGCCCCAAAGCCCCCGUGACGGGCUACGUGCGCUUCCUGAAUGAGCGGCGCGAGCAGAUCCGCACGCAGCACCCUGACUUGCCCUUCCCAGAGAUCACAAAGAUGCUGGGAGCAGAGUGGAGCAAACUGCAGCUCUCAGAGAAGCAGCGGUACCUGGAUGAGGCAGAGCGGGAGAAGCAGCAGUACAUGAAAGAGCUGCGGGAGUACCAGCAGUCAGAGGCCUACAAAAUGUGUACGGAGAAGAUCCAGGAGAAAAAGAUCAAAAAAGAGGACGUGGGCGCGGUGGGUGUGAACACCCUACUCAAUGGGCACCCGCAGAAGGCUGGUGAGUGCAGCGACACCUUCUCCACCUUUGAUGUGCCCAUCUUCACUGAGGAGUUCCUGGACCAAAACAAGGCCCGGGAGGCCGAGCUGCGGCGUCUGCGCAAGAUGAACACGGAGUUCGAGGAGCAGAAUGCCAUCCUGCAGAAGCACACGGAGAGCAUGAACUGUGCCAAGGAGAAGCUGGAGCAGGAGCUGGUGCAGGAGGAGCGGCAGACCCUGGCCCUGCAGCAGCAGCUCCAGUCUGUGCGGCAGGCCCUCACUGCCAGCUUCGCCUCCCUCCCCAUUCCCGGCACUGGGGAGACCCCCACACUGAGCACCCUGGACUUCUACAUGGCCAAACUGCACAGUGCCAUUGAGAGCAACCCCCUGCAGCACGAGCCACUGGUGCUGCGUGUCAAGGAGAUCCUGUCCCGGAUUGCCAGUGAACACUUAUGAGAUGACCAGUCCUUCCAGACCCUGGACAUGGCUGGACCCUGGGCCUGUCCCUUGGAGCUCACUCAAGGGACAGUCUGUGCAGGGGCUCUGGCUGUUCCCCCUGCCCCUUGCACCUUCCUGCAGAUGGGACCCCCAGCCCAGACCGCCAGACCCAUGGCUGCGCUACCUCCAGGGAUCUUGAGCUUUGGGGGACAAGCGGUGACAGGGCUGAGAGCCCAGCUAGGGCAGUGCUGGGAGAGGGUCAGCAUUGGUGUGAGCACCCCUGGCUCUCCCCUAGGCCCCCCGCCCUGCCUUGUCAACCAGGAGCUCCCUGAAGCCUGACUGGGGCAGGGGAGGUGCUGGUGGGUUUGGGCCUGGCGUGAACACACCCCUUUACGGUGAACUGGGGCUGUGGGGUUUGGGGGCAGUGAGGGGUAACUGGGACCCCCUUGGUCCUGGUGCUGCCUCUUGUCCCCUGACCAGCUUGGGAACCUCUUGGUCCCAUCCCUGCAAGGGCAUGAGGGCAGCUCCUUCCCACCACCUGCCUCAGCUUUUUUUUGAUGUGUGCCUUCAGCCUUUGCCCCAUCACUCUUGCUUGGCUCCCCUCCUUCCCCUCUGUAUCUUGGGACCAGGCAGCGAGCUCCUGAAAGCAAUAAACCUCUUUAGGCCAGAGAGAAGCUGGAACUGUGACCCCCUCCUGGGGCAGGGAGCAGAGGAGAGCUGGGACUGCCCCCCCUCCCAUGAUGGGGGACCCCUGGAAGAGGGGAGCUGGGACCCACCUUGUCUUAGGGUGGGGACCUCUGUAGCAGGGGAGCUGUGACUGACCCCUUCCUGCUUGCAGGGGCCCCGGGUGUGCUGCAUUGGCUUUUGCCUCCUGCCCCUUUUGCCUGAGCCCCCCUGCUCUUGUGGGACCACUGUGCUGGCAACUGGGAUCAGGCUUGGUGUCCCUGGGCCUGCCUGUCAUUAAUCUCAGACUGUGUAAUUAGAGAGUGUCUUAUUUUCUUAGCACUACAUGGGCCUGGCCCUGGGUCUGCUGGGGACCGGGGUGUUCCCACCCCUCUCUCAUUUGCCCGGCCUGUGCUCUGCAUCUGCCAUUUGCCAUCUCCUGCUGACUGUGGGCUGGGGAUGGAGAUGGGAGCAAAUAAAUGUGGGACAAAAC